Colletotrichum truncatum is the source of this 1701-nucleotide messenger RNA. Its product is annotated as cytochrome P450. Gene Ontology annotation, molecular function: iron ion binding; oxidoreductase activity, acting on paired donors, with incorporation or reduction of molecular oxygen; heme binding. The record is from RefSeq and is a predicted model, not a curated record. NCBI's taxonomy places the organism in Eukaryota, Fungi, Ascomycota, Sordariomycetes, Glomerellales, Glomerellaceae.
AUGGCGGUUCCCUGGCGUGGAGUGUCUGUUAGCUCGGCAGUGAUUGCCGUGCUACUGGCGUUGCGCCAACCAGUGUUUUCGAGAUGUCACCUCCUGGGCGUUUUCGCAGGGGCCUGGAUAUUGCAGAUGCUUGGCUGGGCGGUCUUUGUCGUCUUUCUGUACCCUCAAUACUUCUCCAACCUUCGCUCGCUGCCUGGACCUAAGAACGACCACUGGUUAAUGGGACAGUAUCCCAGGAUAAUACGCGAGCCGACUGGCGUCCCCAUGAUUGAGUGGAUUAAUACCAUUCCUCAUGAGGGCAUCAUUCGUUAUCGUGGUCUGCUGAACCAAGAGCGUCUUCUUAUCACCUCCCCGAAAGCGCUGGCUGAGGUGUUGGUCACUCAUAACUACGAUUUCCACAAGCCCACUGCCGUGCGGUCUUCGAUUGGCCGCAUCCUCGGGAUUGGCGUCCUCCUAGCUGAAGGCGACAACCACAAGAUCCAGCGUAAGAACUUAAUGCCGGCAUUCGCAUUUCGUCAUGUGAAGGAUCUGUAUCCGCUGUUCUGGAGCAAGGCGUGUGAGGGCGUAGAUGCCAUCACCGACGCCGUUAUGGCCGAGGCGGCCAAGUCGGCAGCCGACGGAACCACUGACCCCGAGAAGGCGGCUCUGGGGCCGAAGACCGCAGUGCUCGAGAUUGGCAACUGGGCGUCGCGAACCACCCUCGACAUUAUCGGUAUGGCUGGUAUGGGUCGCGAUUUUGGUGCCAUUCGCGACCCUACGAAUCCCCUGAACCAGACAUACCAGCACGUAUUUAAGCCGAGUCGCCAGGCUCAGGUUCUUGCCGUCUUGGGCUUGCUUCUUCCUGGGCCUCUCGUUCACGCCCUUCCCUUCCAGCGAAACGGCGACAUCGCGAAGGCCGCCCAAACUAUCCGCGCCACUUGUCGAGAACUCAUCCGAGAGAAGAAAGAGAAGCUCGAGCGCAAGCAGCUUACCGACAUUGACAUACUCUCCGUGGCCCUCGAGUCCGGUGGUUUCACCGAGGAUAACCUUGUCGACCAGAUGAUGACCUUCCUCGCGGCGGGUCACGAAACCACGGCCUCGGCCAUGAUGUGGGCCAUCUACUGCCUCUCCUUGCACCCCGAAGUCCAAUCCCGUCUUCGACUCGAGAUCCGCGAGCGGCUCCCCAUUCCUGGUACACCUGGCGACAUCACAGCCCUCGACAUUGACCACAUGCCCUACCUCAACGCCGUCUGCAACGAGGUCCUACGCUACUACUCACCGGUGCCCAUGACCCUCCGUGAGGCCGCCGUCGACACUGUAAUCGACGGUACCAAAGUCCCCAAGGGCACUCGCAUUAUGCUCUGCCCGUGGGCCACUAACAAGGACACGGCGCUGUGGGGCUCCGACGCCGGCCGCUUUGAUCCCGACAGAUGGAUGCCCCGCGACGGUGCCGACGCCGAGAGUAAGAAGGCCGCGGCCAGUGGCGGCGCCACGAGCAACUACGCCUUUAUGACCUUUUUGCACGGGCCGCGCAGCUGCAUCGGACAGGGCUUUGCCAAGGCCGAGUUUGCGUGCAUUUUGGCUUCAUGGAUUGGGCGUUUUGAAUUCAGUCUGAAGAACAAGGAGGAGUACGACGAGAAGAACAUGACCAUCAAGGGCGGCGUCACAGCACGCCCCGCCAAGGGCUUACAUGUGUACGUCAAGAUAGUUGACGGUUGGUAA